UAUUCGGAUAGAAAUUAGGAAUAAAUAUCAUAUAUUUACCAUAUGUUCAUUAUAACAUAAAUAAGUUUAAAUUUUCUGUAUAUAACCUUCACAUUUUUUUACUUGUGUUAGAAAUUUUUCUGUACCAAUAAAUUUUUAAUACAAAAACAAAUCAAGGACAUUAAAUUUUAUAUUUAUAUAUAAAUUUUUGAUGUUUAUAUAUAAAUUUUAGAUGAUUGAUAAAUAAAUUUGGGCCUUCUAAAUUUUUAUUUGACUUAUCUUGAUAUAAUGAGACUCUUGAUACAGGCUACUUGAUUAUGAACUUGGAAAUCAAAGAUUACGAAAGGAAAUUGGUGCUCAAACAAAAAUUGAAUGAAAUAAUAAACACAAUCAACAUCGCGAAUUACAAUAUACAAAGUGAGGAAUUAACCUUGCAAGAAAUAGCUCCCCUCACCAGCUCAACCAAUUUAUACUUGGCUGUUGGAAAAUUUUAUUUACACACUCCCAAAAAGGAACUCCGAACCGAACUAGAAACACGGAUACAACACUCCAAAACAUUGGUGAAUAAUUUAGAAAAGGAUAAAUCAUCGGUGGAAAAAAUUGUUGAAAAGUUACUGAAGGUGUGAGAUAGGAAGAACUUGAUUUUUUUAUCACUUUUAAUUUUAAGAUAAUUAACCCACCCCAAUUAUAUUCUGAUAAAUUUUGCUUUUUUCACAUCCCUUUUUUUGUUUUAUAAGUAAAACUUUUAUUUUUUUAAAAAAAUGCUUUUAAAUUUUGAAGUAACGCCUUUUAUGUUUAAUUAUUUUGAGGAGAUUCUCAAAUGUCCUCAUCUUAAUCUGGAGAUAAGAACAUUAACACGUAGUCAUUCCUUAAUAUUUGCGACAAAUAAAAUGAAUAUAGAUGAUAAUUCUUAUUCUCUACAAAGAAUACCUUAUAAAACACUUCUUGAAAUAUAUCACGGUAGCAAAUGUGAUAUUUGUUCUAAUCCUCUCACGGAAAAAACUCACUUGCAUCAUUUAAUUCAAAGUUCUUCUCUAAAAUGUAAUGCUAUGUCAUCUUUGGCAGAAAAAUUAUAUCAGGGCAACAAAGAAAAAGAUAGUAAAUCUGACGAUAACUAUCAAAAAAGAAUGACGAAAUUGAGAAAUGAAAUAGAAAAUUCUCGGUAUAAGAGGAUGGUCAAAAAUAUAUUGCCCCCUGAAACUCAUAAAGACAUCAAUCCCAACAUAGUUGGCACCUUUGCUUUUGCCUUCCUAGCUUUUCGUUACCUUUCGGAUGGUAAAUGCUUAGUUUGUCAACUCUUGAGUGGUCUUAUUAGUGCCAUUAUCAUAGCUUCCACUGAAUUUUACAUUCUCUUGAAAAUGGAUUAUAUAUGAUAAUUUAUAAAUAACUGAAUUUUUGAUUUUGCGCAAAAUUUAAAGAUGUUUUAAUG
Messenger RNA from Gordionus sp. m RMFG-2023, 1408 nucleotides. RefSeq lists its product as uncharacterized. The record is from RefSeq and is a predicted model, not a curated record. NCBI's taxonomy places the organism in Eukaryota, Metazoa, Nematomorpha, Gordioida, Chordodea, Parachordodidae. The transcript has 3 exons. The coding region runs from base 741 to 1352 and encodes 203 amino acids.